This is a messenger RNA of Caenorhabditis angaria, 1573 nucleotides long. NCBI's taxonomy places the organism in Eukaryota, Metazoa, Nematoda, Chromadorea, Rhabditida, Rhabditidae. The record is from the annotation of a GenBank genome assembly.
AUGCCACCACACAAACGUUCAAUGGAUGGUUUCCAAGCUGAGGAUGUUGAAGUGAAGAAAAAGGCCACCGAAGAUUACGUCUCGAGACGAUUGGCUCUGGAUGAUCCGGCGCCAUUUAGUGAUAAGCCAGAAGCGAUCGCUGAACGUAAUCACGUUGAUUACACUAAAAAGAUCACAAUCGCUGAGACCACCAAGGAGUAUGUCUCGAGACGAUUGGCUUUGGAUGAUCCGGCGCCAUUUAGUGAUGAGCCAGAUGCGAUCGCUGAACGUAAUCACGUUGAUUACGAGAAGAACAUCACAAUCGCUAUGGCUAAGGCUAAUGAAGGUGAGGGUUUUUUUUUAAUUCAGAAAAAAAACAUUCUUGGUUAGAAAAAAAUGAUUUGAUGUAAAAUUGAGAAGAAAAUUAUUAAUUUUCAUUUAAAAAAUUUUAAAAACCAAUUUUGCAAUCCAAUUCCAAAGUCAAAAAUUGUAUAUUUCUUGCCACUAACUCUCAAAUCAAUAUUCAUUUUAUAGCUGGUCGCCCAGUUCGAAUUUACGCCGAUGGUAUUUAUGAUUUAUUCCAUCACGGUCAUGCCAAUCAACUUCGCCAAGCCAAAAAGAUGUUUCCGAAUGUUUACUUGAUUGUUGGAGGUAAUUUUUGAAACAUGAUUUUUUUGUUGGAAUAUUUAAAGACUAUUUUUUAUAGUGUUUGGCGCCGAAGACAUUUCGAAACAUUUGCAACAAGUUGUUAAUUCAGAAGAUGAACGUUUCGACGGAGUUCGUCAUUGUAGAUACGUCGAUGAAGUCUACCGAUGUGCUCCGUGGUUCUGCACGGUUGAGUUCUUGAAAGAGCUCAAGGUCGAUUUCAUUGCUUUGAAUAAUCAAUCAGUACACAUUGAUGAUUUUGAAGAAGUUCAUAAAGAGGAAAUUCAAAAGUUGGAAAGAGUAUUAAAACAACAACAACAAUAUGCUGAUGAUUCAAAAGCUGCCGAGGAGAAAAAGAAUGAGAAAUUAGUGAGUUGUGUCUAUAUUUUAGAAAUCGCUAAAAAUCUUUUUUUUUUUUCAAUUUUUCUCAAAACGAUUCCUUUCAAAAAUCAUCAAUUUUUGAAACGUAUACAGAAAAUGUUCCACUCUCUUUCAAACAAAGAAAUAAUUCCAUUUGAAAUUUUUUAAGAGCUGUUUUUUGGCGUUCAUGGAUAACCAAAUUAUUUUCAAAAAUAGAGAGAUAAUUGUGUGAACUUUCCUUUUUGUUAUGAAUCAACUAACUUACCGCAUCAAAGAAUUUUUUUUAAACAAUGAAAAAAAUUAUGAAAAUCUGGUCAUACAAACACUUCUUGCUAUAUAAGAAACAAUUUUCAGAUUGAAAUUGUCACAAUUGACACAAGCGAUGAUGAUGAGGAAGAAGAAGACGACGACGAAAACGACACCACAAUAGAAGAAGAAGAAUUGCCACCAACUACAGUGAAUGAAGAGAGUGGAAAACCACCCAGAAGAGCAUUGGUAAGUUAAAAACAAAUUUUUCUCAUAACAAUACUGAAAAUAUGUAUUUCAGUCUGCAAUGCAACCGAGACGAUCAAACAACUUCCAUCUCUAA